Solanum dulcamara is the source of this 788-nucleotide messenger RNA. Its product is annotated as bifunctional adenosine 5'-phosphosulfate phosphorylase/adenylylsulfatase HINT4. The coding region runs from base 94 to 579 and encodes 161 amino acids. Lineage: Eukaryota; Viridiplantae; Streptophyta; Magnoliopsida; Solanales; Solanaceae. The transcript has 6 exons. The record is from RefSeq and is a predicted model, not a curated record. Gene Ontology annotation, molecular function: catalytic activity.
UCGAUAAACUCAGAGCCCAAUUAACAAAGGUUCAGUACUGAGCACGUUAAUGGCGAUUCCUCAAAAAGUAAAGAACAAAUCGACAAUGGUGAUAUGAUCCGAAGCGUGACGGAGGUCGGAAGAAUGACCGGAGGAGCUCUACCGGAAUGUAUAUUUUGCCAAAUUGCUACCUCUUCAACUUCAACCACUCUCCUUCACUACGAUGAUAAAGUUGUUGCAUUUCGAGAUAUUAAUCCCUCUGCCUUCAGGCAUUAUUUGGUAAUUCCAAAAGAGCACAUUCCAACUGUCAAAAACCUGCAGAGAAGGCCAGAAGAUUUCUCCUUGGUGAGUCACAUGUUAGAUGUGGGGAAGAGCCUGCUACAUAGGGAUGCACCUCAGUCAAAGCAUUACAGAUUUGGUUUCCAUCACCCCCCAUUUAAUAGUGUUGAUCACCUCCACCUUCACUGCUUCGCACUUCCUUAUACUCCAAGCUGGAGGUUUAUGAAGUACUUAUCAUUGGGGCCACUUGGUGGAUUUAUUGAAGUUGAAAAGCUAUUGGAGAGAAUAAAGCCACAAAUUAUUCAUCCCUCAUCAAUGUAAUCGUCUGUGAAUUUGAGGUUUCUAAUUAUUGGUAAAGUGUAAGUAAUCUGCUAAUUAUUAUUCAUUAAUAUAGACUGUGUAAAAUCUGGACGUUCUGUCAUUAACCUUGUAAUUGAUCGUGUUAUGGAACCUGAUUAUUCAAUCUAAUUUCUUGAUUGAAAAUUCAAUUGGACAUGAGAAUUUCUUAGAAAUCCUCAUUUGUUUUCGUU